CAGUUCUGCUUCCCCCUCUCUUUGGCGCUCUGGUUUCGCCUUCGCGACCCUGCACGGGAGCCUGAAGUGCAUAUGCUAUCAUUUCACCGCAAUGUGUUCUUUUCGGAGAGCGGCUGUAGAGCCGGGUUUCUUCCGCUUCCGGGAUCCGUGAGGAUUGCAGCAAAGCGGAGACAUGGCUAAGCGGAUGAUUUAUCCUCUGUACCAGUUCGGUAAUCCUCAAAUAAGGGUUUUCCGGAGCAAUUACUUCUUGAAACUGGUGAGGCCUGGUGUUCCUCAGCCAGAAGACACAGUACAAUUCCGCAUCCCUUUGGAAAUGACUCGACUGGAAUUAAAAGAUUACAUGGAGAAUAUCUACAAAGUGCCUGUGGCUGCUAUAAGAACCAGGAUACAGCAUGGUUCCAACAACAAGAGGGACUACAAAAACAGACGUAUCAAGAAACCAGAUUACAAGGUUGCAUAUGUACAACUGGGCGCAGGACAGACUUUUCAGUUUCCAGAUUUGUUUCCAGAAAAACCAAAAACCAUUGAGCCUGGCUCUCUUGAUGACAUCCAGAAGAAAUUCAUGGAGGAGGAGGCACAGAGGCAAAAAGAUGACCCCAAAAGAUCAGGAGUUCCUAGCUGGUUUGGACUUUGAGAAACUCAGUCUGCAGUUUUUUGUUUUGGUGCCUGGCAGAACUGCAGCCUGUACUGGUUUCAUUUUGUGUGUAAACUUAAAAAAAAAGCCUUUGUAAAUAUCUUGCUGGUACCAUUUUCAAGCAGGAGAUUUUUUUUAAAGAAGCAAAAAGAACUUUCUGUCUUGUUAUUUUUGAGUAUGGAAAGAUGUAUCACGUGAGCCGAUCAUCCUUCCUGCUGUAAGUAGCUUAUUGGAGCAUUUGGAAAUAGCAUCUAUAAGGGGGGUUGAGCUAAUCAGCACCUGUAAUGCUGCAAGGGCCAAUCUAUGAGUCACAAUGACCUGUCAAAGCUAAUGGGCAGACUGUGUUGGAACUAUGUUUGGGCAGACUCUAGGAACUAUGUUUUCUCCAGAACAGGACAGAGUGGGGGUAUGUUCUGUGGAGGAUGUUGCACAAAAUGCAUUCUGACACCCUGAAGGAAGGGUUCUAAACUUUCAAAACACGUGUAAUCCAAUCAAACUAGACUCAAUAAACAAGAUUCUUCUGGCAA
Messenger RNA from Sphaerodactylus townsendi, 1161 nucleotides. RefSeq names its product mitochondrial ribosomal protein L23 (gene MRPL23). The record is from RefSeq and is a predicted model, not a curated record. Lineage: Eukaryota; Metazoa; Chordata; Lepidosauria; Squamata; Sphaerodactylidae. The coding region runs from base 173 to 634 and encodes 153 amino acids. Gene Ontology annotation, molecular function: structural constituent of ribosome. Gene Ontology annotation, cellular component: mitochondrial large ribosomal subunit; ribosome. Gene Ontology annotation, biological process: mitochondrial translation. The transcript has 5 exons.